CUUUUACUAUACUAUCAAAUCAACUUUAUUUCAUUUUAUUAAAUUUAAUUGAAAUAAAACAUAGAAUAUUUAUUUAAUAAUUACGUAACUAAUUAAAAUAUUAUUUCCAGUGCAAAGUAUCCAUAGAAACGAUCAAGUGUAUCCAGUAGAUAUUUUUUGUUUAAUAUUUUAUUAUUAUAGAUGAGUUCAUAACAACAUUUGAAUUCCAUUUAAAACCGUAUGGAGUAUGAUAACGAUGAGAAUACCUGGCGAAAGCCGUCGGUACCGAAGAUGGGUAAUUCCAGAUGUCAUCCGAUACCAAGGCGAUCUACAACAAUCGCUGUUAUAGUGUUAGGCUUAGCCGUCCUUAGUUGCCUUCUCGGUUAUUGCGUACUCAGUGAAACCCUACCAUACGAGUCCAAAACUUUGCGUCUCGUCGUCAUUCUCUUUCGCCAUGGUGCUCGAACACCAACACACACAUACAAAAGUGAUCCAUAUAAAAAUUACCAGUGGCCCAAUGGACUUGGGAGCCUUACUAAUACUGGCAAACUGCAAUUAUAUGAAUUGGGAAAAAAGUACCGGAAUUAUUAUGCAAACUUCAUACCUGAGGAAUAUUAUGAAAAAGAUGUGUACAUACGCAGUAGCGAUGCCUCACGAUGUCUGAUGAGUGCAUAUACAUUUCUAGCAGGCCUCUAUCCACCUACAGAACAACAGAUGUGGCACCCAGAGAUGUUGUGGCAACCUAUCCCCGUGCAUGCGUUACCAAGGAAUCUGGACAAUAUAGUGGCAGCAACAAAACAAUGUAAAGCCUGGUCGGCCAUGUAUAAUGAAGCACGAGCAGAGAUUGAUGCUUUGCCAAAGUUCAUUGAACUCUUUGACUAUCUCACGAAACAUACUAAUCAGAGCAUGCGGAGUGUUCUCGACGUGGAUUUCCUAUACAGCUCACUUUUAAUACAGCAAGAAACAGGUCUAAAGCUUCCAGAUUGGACUAAAAAUGCAUUUCCUAACAAAAUGCGUCAACCUUUUAUGUUAAGUUUGGCACUGCUCUCUUAUAAUGAGACAUUACAGAGGUUGCAAGUAGGUCCACUGCUUGGUGAAAUUAAGCAAUACCUUAAAGAGACGGUGAACCAUGAAAAUUUGGAUCGAUCUUUAUAUUUAUACUCUGGACAUGAUGUGAAUGUGGUCUCCUUGUGGCGCGCACUCGGUUUCCAAGAGCUGCUGGAACCUGAAUAUGGAGCCAGCAUAGCACUGGAACUGCAUGAAGAAGUAGAACAAGAUAACUUCUUUAUCAAGGUAUUUUAUCGUAACAAUACAAAAGUCGAAGUACCUAUGGAGUUAAAAUUAUCCUUCUGCAGUGAUCCCUGUCCAUACAUGCAAUUUGUGCAGCAUCUCGAAAAACUGGUACCAACUGAUUGGGAGACAGAAUGUCGUAACAAUGUUUGAAUAUAGAAAUAAAUUGUACACGCUGAACUGAAAACAGAACCCAACACCAUAAUGGCCUAAUACACUAUCAUAUAUAGUGGAAUGUACAAGCUGUAUUUUCACUUAAGGGUUGUUUAUAUUGUUAUAGUAAAUAAUUCGUAAAAUUAUUACUAAUCUUGAGUUUAAUUAUGUCACUGUUAUCCUGUACUAUAAUUGGAUUUUUAAUUCUAACAUUAUUUGCUGUAGUUACUGCAACAAAGAAUCUACAAAUCUCUAGUAACUGGUUUACGUUAAUAUUUCGAAUAUGAAAUGAAAAUCAAUGAAAAUUAUUUUCUUUACCUUUCUAUACGGUAUAUGAUAGUGUAGUACUCCAUAAACUAUAAAGUGUUAUUUUUAUUUCAAUUUUAAUGUUUGUUAUGCAUAUUUGUAUAGAAUGGACAGCAAGAAUACUUAUAGUAUUUGCAUAACUAUUAUACUUACUUAAAAAGUUGACAAUUAAUUUCAACUAUUUCUUUUAUUUUAAAGAAUAAUCUUAAUAAUUACUAUAUACAUCAUUGGAAUGUUGUAACAAUUAUAAACGGUAAUAAUUUUAUACUUAAUAUACUACACUAUUGGUUAACUACCAGUU
Molecule: messenger RNA, 2029 nt
Organism: Achroia grisella
Lineage: Eukaryota; Metazoa; Arthropoda; Insecta; Lepidoptera; Pyralidae
Product: lysosomal acid phosphatase-like
Exons: 6
Coding region: 220-1422 (400 amino acids)
Biological process (GO): dephosphorylation
Molecular function (GO): phosphatase activity
Source: RefSeq, a predicted model, not a curated record